GCCGACGUGGCUUAACAUAAAAUCAUUAUUUUAAUAAGGCUUUUCCUAAUUGCAUUUCAUCUACAAACGAGCAAGGGUCGGUGUCCGGCCUUCCCUCUUUGCAUUUUGUUAACCCCCCCCUUGCUUUUAAGAGCGGGGUGCCAGGUAGAAAUUCAACAGGGGUAGCUUCAAAAGAACGUCUGCCUUCUCUUCCUAGGCGGAUCGAAAACGAUGCAAUAUAUAUGUAUGAGACGCUAUUGUUCAGAACCCUAACGUUGGCAAAGCAAGGCAGGCGGAUCCUUCAUCCGAGACCCACUUGGGGACCUGCAAUGCCAAAACGAGGAAAGAAGAAAGAAGUUGAAAUCCUUCCAGUAGAGGAGGAGGUAGCAGAACCAGAGCCUAAAAGGGCCAGAAAAGGUGGAGCAAAAGCAGAGAAAGAGGCCGACGGUCCAAUCUUGUACCAAGAUCCUCCUGAUAAGCUCAUUUCAUCCAGUGGCAAAAAAUAUACUUUGAAGGUCACUUCCUGGAACGUAGAUGGCAUCCGAGCCUGGGUCAAGAAGAAGGGCCUGGAGUGGGUAAACAAAGAGGACCCGGAUGUGCUCUGCUUACAAGAAACUAAGUGUGCAGAAAAACAGCUGCCUGCUGACAUUCGGGAUCUGGCCGAAUACCCCCAUAAAUUUUGGGCCUGUUCUAAUGACAAGGAAGGUUACAGCGGUGUGGCCCUGCUCUCCAAGAACAAGCCUCUGGAUGUCACCUAUGGGAUUGGUGAGGAAGAACAUGACAAAGAAGGCCGGGUGAUCACAGCAGAGUUCUCCUCCUACUUUCUGGUGACCACCUACGUGCCCAACGCUGGUCGGGGACUGGUGCGCCUGGAGUACCGCCAACGUUGGGAUGAGGCCUUCCGCUCUUACCUGAAAGGCUUGGCUGCCCGCAAGCCCCUUAUCCUGUGCGGGGACCUCAACGUAGCCCACCAAGAGAUUGAUCUGAAGAACCCCAAGGGGAAUAAGAAAAAUGCCGGCUUCACUCCAGAAGAGCGGGCUGGUUUCACCCAACUGCUGGAAGCUGGCUUUGUCGACACUUUCCGCCACCUCUACCCCAACACCCAAUAUGCCUACACUUUCUGGACUUAUAUGAUGAACGCCCGGGCUAAGAACGUGGGCUGGCGGCUUGACUACUUUGUGGUCUCCAAAGAGCUUCAGGAAGGGCUGUGUGACAGCAAGAUCCGCUCCACAGCCUUGGGCAGUGACCACUGCCCCAUCACCCUCUAUGUGGCCAUGUAACACAUGCAGACGAAGGCCCAAGCCUAUCGUGGCUUGAGCGGGAAAAGAAAAUCGGAGCUAAAAUUUAUGUGUGUGUGUCUAUGACGACUCAACCCUUUUAGAGCGGUGUUUUUCAACCAUGGCAGCUGUCAGACUUGUGGACUUCAACUCCCAGAAUUCCCUAGCCAGCCAGGCUGGCUGGGGAAUUCUGGGAGUUGAAGUCCACACUUCAUAAAGUCACCAAGGUUGAUAACAGUCAGGAUUUGAUUUCCCCCCCCCCCAUAAGGUAGGCCCAUUCCAGGCUGUUUAAUACAGUUCCACAAUAUAAAAGUCUGUCUUUCAAAAGGCAUGUGUGGCCACUUUGGGACUAGCUGGAAAUAAGGUCUUGCUUUGACGUUCCUCUGCCUGGACAAGUUCUCCAGAGAAGAUAGCUUAAAACAGGGGUGGGGAACUAUGGCCCUUUUACGACUUGUGAACUUCAAGUCCCCAUGAUUCUUGACCCAAUUGAAGUCCACAAAUCAUAAAGGGGCCGUAGUUCCCCACCUCUGGCUUAAAAGGUGGGGCUGGAGCGGGGUGGGUGCAAGCUAUUAAAAGCAGCCAUUGAUUCCUGAGAUAGCAAGGGUCAUACUGGAGUCUUUUGUUUUCUAGUGUUUGCAAAAAAAACAAAGCUAUCCCACUGCUGCUGUUCUCCAGAUGUUAGCUUUAUCUUCCUCCUUAUUUUGACUAUUACUCCUCAUUAAAAAAAGUAGCCUUCCUUCCUCACCUUUUUCUUUUUUCUCUCGCUGCUUUGAGAAAGGUGUAAUUCACCAAGACAUAUUUUAAUUUCCCAGAAAACAUUAAACUUCCCUUUUAUAAAAUACAAA
Messenger RNA from Crotalus tigris (Tiger rattlesnake), 2101 nucleotides. It is a transcript of the gene APEX1, whose product is annotated as apurinic/apyrimidinic endodeoxyribonuclease 1. The transcript has 5 exons. Gene Ontology annotation, molecular function: endonuclease activity; DNA-(apurinic or apyrimidinic site) endonuclease activity; double-stranded DNA 3'-5' DNA exonuclease activity. Bases 222 to 1259 code for a protein of 345 amino acids. Gene Ontology annotation, biological process: base-excision repair. Lineage: Eukaryota; Metazoa; Chordata; Lepidosauria; Squamata; Viperidae. The record is from RefSeq and is a predicted model, not a curated record. Gene Ontology annotation, cellular component: nucleus.